AUGCGCGGCCUGUUCAUCGCCUUCCCCUUGGCCCUAGCCUCCGUUGCCAUCGCCGGCCCCAUUUCGAUCCCGACGUCUACGGCGCCGUCAACGCCUGACUUCACGGCGAUGCCGCGCAUGACCGCUGCCUCUGCCGCCGUCGCCGCUCCUCCUGCUCCCACUACCACCACCGCCGCCCCCAUCGUCACCGCCCACACGACGCUCAUAACCAUGGCGUCUGACCUCGAGCCCCGCAAGCACAAGAACAACCACCACCAGCAUGACAAGGACCACUACGGCUACGGCGGGUGCUCCGAGUACUGGGACGGGCGGUUGAUUACGAAUUGUCCGAGUGUUAUUGCUACUACACUUGACUACCAUGGUACGCAUCCGCUCAUGACUCUGGAAGGUGGCAGGCCUGAAUCCUGA
Molecule: messenger RNA, 408 nt
Organism: Alternaria conjuncta
Lineage: Eukaryota; Fungi; Ascomycota; Dothideomycetes; Pleosporales; Pleosporaceae
Exons: 2
Coding region: 1-408 (135 amino acids)
Source: RefSeq, a predicted model, not a curated record